Messenger RNA from Ictalurus punctatus (channel catfish), 3006 nucleotides. RefSeq names its product putative C-type lectin domain family 20 member A. The transcript is spliced from 11 exons. The coding region runs from base 1478 to 2512 and encodes 344 amino acids. Lineage: Eukaryota; Metazoa; Chordata; Actinopteri; Siluriformes; Ictaluridae. The record is from RefSeq and is a predicted model, not a curated record.
CCCAGGCAUUUCUAAUAACCCAGAAAAUAAAAACCCAGAGUUUUUAGUUACUCAGAGGAUCAGAAACCAGAGUUUUCAGUCACUCAGAGAAUCAGAAAAUAGAGUUUUCAGUUACCCAGGGCAUCAGAAACUUCAGUUUCCAGUUACCCAGGGCAUCAGAAACUUCAGUUUUGAUUUACCUAGAGAAUAGAAAGUGGAGGAGACUAAACAAUCUAAUGGGACCUUGGUCUUAUUGUUAUCUCGAGGGGGGGCAGUUUGACCCAGCCACCCUUAUAACUGGCUCUCUUCAUGGUUCUCUUAAAAUUAAGGCCUUCCUUGCGAGACGAGAAUCUUCACCAUCUGAAUCAUGAGACGAGUCUGCGAGUGCUGUCUAAUUUCCACGACAUGUUCUAAGAGAAGACGACAGAGGAGGCUGAGGAGGCGGAGCCAGCUGGAGAAGCGACCAAAACCAUGACCCUUGAGGUGAAAAAAUAGAAGCUGUGACUGGAUUAGUCUCACAUAUUGUAAUGAUAUCCUCAGUCUGAAGAGGAAUCACAGAGAACUCAUCCUGCAUUCAAACUAAGCUGACUAUUUACAACAGAUGACACAACGUUAUAGAGAAGGGAGAACCUCUGGCCAAGAAGGGCAGAGCGAACCCACAGGUCUACAUGGACAUCAAGAUCGGAAAUAAACCUGCAGGAAGACUGCGCAUGUUACUCCGAGCUGACCUGGUGCCCAUGACUGCAGAUACAGGUGCAUAUGUGUCUUGGUGAUUCGAAGUUCCUCGCAUUUCUGUUUCAGUUCCUGUUUCCAUUCAGGAGCCAGUGAAUCUUAGUGUGGGACAGGCGAGGCUAGCUGCAUUCAUUCGGUGGUGUGUGCUUCACAGCAUGCUCAGUGUGCUGACACAACAACUUUCUUAUGGUGUAGGUAGUGGCUGAUGAUUUGAUGUAAAUUAAGGUGGGUUUGGAUGAGCUCCCGAGCUGCAGCUGGACUGCAUUUUCCUGCCAAGCCUGGGCCUGGAGAAGUGCUAGUUUUAAAAUUGUGCUUCAUUGGAGGGCAAUUUUAUAUUUAUAUGAUAAGUUUUAAUGAUUCUUAAGUGUUAUAAUAUAAUGUAGCUUUUGUAUUGAUAUUCAUGUCUCACUCUCAUGUUCUCUGUCUUCGAUUGGUAAAACUUAUCCGUGUGCCUUUAUUUAGGAGUAUUUACCUGGUUCUCCUGCAGGGUGGCGUAGUCGGAUUUAUUAAACUUUGAUUAAUGUUUCCUUCCAUUCUAAAACGCCACAUUUUGGCAUAGCCAGCAGAAUUUACCUGGUAAGGCAAGGAUUUAUUUAAGUGAGAUAUGGGUAUAAUUCUGUUUGAUUUAACAUUGGUUGUGAUUUGUCUUCUUUUUUUCAGAAGUAAAACAGCAGUGUGCGUUUUGACCUUUCGGGGAAUCAAUCCGUUGACCUGUUCCAUUGUGGAGUGAGUGUAGUGGUUAUGCUAGGAGCCAGUGAGCCUUGUUAUGGUACAGGGGAGGCUAGCUGCCUUCAUUUGGUGGUGUGCGCUUCACAGCCUGCUCAGUGUGCUGACACAACAGCUUCCUUAUGGUAGUUUACCAACAUCAAUGAUGAAGCAGCAUCUGUUCAUACUCCUGUUUUUCACAGGAGUUGUCCCCCUUGUCCAGUCUGUGACCCGUAAGUACUUUCUGGUCCAGCAGGGAAGAAAGUGGACUGAUGCUCAGACUUACUGCCAAGCCACAUACACCGACUUGGCUAUCAUCAAAAGUAAUGAUGACGUGAUCCAACUACAGAAUGAAGUACAGAGUCAGAAAUUCAGUUCCAGAGCUUGGAUUGGAAUGUACAGUAACAUUUCCAGCUGGCACUGGUCCCUUGGAUAUGAACCAGUGACAAAUAUAUUUGGAAAUUGGUAUGUUGGAGAGCCAAAUAACGGUGGUGGAAACCAAAACUGUGCCGCUGCAUAUCCCUUCGGUUGGACGGAUCUGCAAUGUACUCAAGUGCACCCCUUUCUGUGCUUUGAUGAAACAAAAAACGGCAGUGACCGCUACAUUUACAUAAAUAAUAGUGUACAAUGGCCUGAAGCUCAGGCUUACUGCAGACAGUAUCACACAGACCUGGCCAGUGCGAGAGAUGAAACAGAAAACUCAUUUAUAAAGGCGCUAGUCCCCGGAAUUACAUGGUUUGGAUUAAUAAAAGACCCCUGGAAGUGGGUAGAUCAUACCAACUUCUCUACUAUCAGCUGGUUGUCUGGACAACCUGAUAAUAGCAUGCGGAAUGAAAAUUGUGGUGUUAUAUAUAUGGGCAAGGCUGGUGAUGCACAGUGCUCAACCAUUUUGCCUUUCUUCUGUUACUCAGUAAGCACAAAGCAACAAAUCAUAAAGAUGAAGAUCCAGUCCAGUCAGGAUAUGAAUGAUCCUGCAGAAAAUGUGGCCAUCUUGGAGAAGAUCAAGCAAAAACUGAAGGAUAAUGGGAUGGUAGAGGACAUCAAGGUGAAAUGGAGAGUACAAUCAGAUGGAGAGGUGUUUCACAAGGAGAAAUAAACUAAUACUGCAAUAGAAAAAGGAGUUCUCUAAGUCUAUAGCUGUGUCUCAAAUACAGUAAUUCUGUAGUGCAUUAGUCAAUUUUGUUGAGUAGUAUGUUUAUUCAGUAAAUGUAAUAAGACGUAGUUCACUAUUAGAGGGAUGGUGAAGGGGAAAUAAUUAUUUACUCACUUUAAAAAUGCAUAACUUUUAUAUAUAGACAUUCUUUUUGUUUUCCUUAUCAUAAGCAUUAAUUAACCAUUUUAUUCAUGAUCAGGUAGAAUUCAUGGACUAUGUGAUGUAAGAAUCAGUGAUUAAUGUGCAGGAUUAAUGUGCAGAAUAUGUGUAGAAAUGUGCAGAAUAUCCCCCCUGCUGAGUCUCUCCUGCUUCCUCCUGUAGGAGCACAUUACUGUGUUCGUUUAAUUCACUGAGCUUUAAAGUUCUUAUAAUAGGCCUCAUUUAUCAAUAUUUUAGUAAAGUCGUGUGUAAAAAAGAAAAAAAGAAAAAAAAAAGAA